Lachancea mirantina is the source of this 561-nucleotide messenger RNA. The record is from the annotation of a GenBank genome assembly. NCBI's taxonomy places the organism in Eukaryota, Fungi, Ascomycota, Saccharomycetes, Saccharomycetales, Saccharomycetaceae.
AUGAGCAUACUGGGGGUUAAACACGGUCUUUUGACCCGCGCUUCAAGUUUUGCCACUAGUGGGAUUGCAUAUCGCGCUUUUUCCAGUACAUUCAGAGUUUUUUCCGAGUCAGAUUCGUUUAUUUUUGAUCCAACCCAACUAAAUCCCUUGAACUCGAAACAGAAGCUAUCUGGGGGGAAUAGCAGAGUGUCAGGACUCAGCUUCACUGGUACAACAGAGGGGAAGCCUAGAGAGACCGGUUUGGAUCGACAACGACUGGAACAAGUAGACCCGACGUCGAUGCUAUCCCCCAAAGAAGACGCCUUAACCUCACGAGUCACAGGUGUACGUGCAGGUAGAACCGUGAACGUUUUCAACGGUGAUACCAGUGGAGCGUUUCGACAAUUGAAUUCGAUUGUUUUUGCCAAUAGAAUUGCACAAGAUCGCCGAUCACAACGGUUUUAUUUGAAACCAGGCAAAGCGAAAGAAAUGCGUAGGUCACAACGGCACAGACGUGAUUUCAUGAAAGGUUUCAAGCGACUCAUAGAAGUGGUUAAAGAUGCCAAUCGUAAGGGGUACUAG